GACAACUACGUCGUCGUUCUCGUCGUCGUCGUCACUGUCUUCGUCAUCAUGAGGAGAUCCUCUUACGUGAACUACUACGUCCUGUGCCUCGUGUGCUGGAUUCUCCUAGGCAUCACCGGGGUGAGCACAAGAUCUCAUUCGCUGGUGAAGAGGUUCGACGGGAUUUACACCGGGCCGUACUUCGAUUCAAAGACACCUACGAACAUCACGGCUCAGCUUGGAAGUCAUGCUUACUUGCCGUGCAAAGUGCGACAGCUUGGUAAUAAAUCGGUGUCGUGGAUCAGGAGGAGGGACUCGCAUAUCCUCUCGGUAGAUAGAACCAUGUUUAUCCCGGACGAAAGGUUCCAGGCGCUUUUCGUGGACGCGUCUGACACCUGGACCCUGCAAGUUAAGUACGUGCAGGAUCGCGACGAAGGCGAGUACGAGUGCCAAAUCUCGACCGAUCCUAAGAAGAGUCACAUCAUCAAGCUGAACAUCGUCGUGCCAAAGAUCGAGAUCAUAGGCGAUCGCGACAUGUACGUGAAGACCGGAAGCACAGUGGCUAUACGGUGCGUAAUCAAGCAGUCCCUCGAGGGCCCGUUCUACGUUUUCUGGUAUCACGAAGGUGACCGUGUCCUGGACUAUCAGCUGAACAAGAUCGACAUCCAAACGAAGAGGAUCGAUGACGAAACGGUCAGCAGCCUGGUGAUCCAUAAAGCGAGACGGGAGGACUCGGGCAAUUACACCUGCAGCCCUAGCAGUUUGCACAGCGCGAGCGUGCAGCUUCAUGUGUUAAAUGGCGAGCAUCCUGCCGCGAUUCAGAGAGGGAUCAGCUCGGCAUCGGGUGGCUGUCCGACGCUCUGGUGGCUGGCGGGCGUCGUCACGCUUUAUUCCAGUCACAGCAGCCGCCUGUUCGUCCUCGCCCUUCUCAUUCUCGUGGUCCUUUACUCGAAGAAUCUAUGUUACUUCGCGCCGGAACGAUAAUCAGAGCACGAGUGGAGGAGAGACGGUGUCGGAAGAUGAUCGAUUAUUCUCCUGUUACGAGACCCGGAACAGCGCCUCGAGGAACGCUCCAGCGAGAAGAGUAGACGAAAAAAGAGAGAGAGAGAGAGAGAGAAAGACAGACAGCACGUGGAGGGCUUCCUCGGUAAAGGCUUCGUGACUCGAUGAACGAACAAACGAUGGAAGGGAGAUGAUCGAGGAAGGAUCGAAGAACCGCGAGAAGAAAAACGCGACGAGGAGGAAUCAAGACGGACGACGUGACGCUAAAACGUGUGUGUGUCUCCCUUUGGCGAGCUAUUGUAUCGUUUUUACUUCUUUACGAGGAGGAGAGACAGACCGUCGAACGCGAAAGAAACCUUGAAAUUCUCUAUCGACCCGGUCCGGACACGGUCGAUUUUUAUUGUCGUACAUCGCAGAGAGAGAG
Messenger RNA from Habropoda laboriosa, 1405 nucleotides. It is a transcript of the gene dpr21, whose product is annotated as neurotrimin. Bases 49 to 963 code for a protein of 304 amino acids. Gene Ontology annotation, biological process: synapse organization. NCBI's taxonomy places the organism in Eukaryota, Metazoa, Arthropoda, Insecta, Hymenoptera, Apidae. Gene Ontology annotation, cellular component: neuron projection membrane. The record is from RefSeq and is a predicted model, not a curated record. The transcript has 5 exons.